CUCACAACAACAGGAUGGGAACUGGUUGCUCACCUGGCAGAAUAGCUAGGACUUUGCUGAAUAUACUCAGUUGAUUUCCCCCAGCUAAAACAUGCCAUGUGUGCAGAGAAACUGGAUUGCCAAUUUUUCCUUUUGGGUCCAGUUCCUUCUCAUGCAAGCGCUCUGCUAUGGUAGAAAUCCUCCACCGGGCAGAUUUUUCUUUCCAGACAAGAGGCAAGAGCACUUUAUCCGGACGCUGCAAGAAUACCAUGUGGUUGGUCCUGCAAAAGUAGAUGCAAGCGGUCAUUUUCUCUCUUACAGUUUACACCAUCACACCUCAGAUGCCAGGAGGAAAAGAGACUUCAGUAGAAAGGAAAACCUUGUGUAUUAUAAAAUUAACCACAAGGAGAAGGAGCUGUUUUUUAACUUGACUGUCCAUCGAGGAUUCCUUUCUGGUAACUAUGUAUUGGAAAGGAGAUACGGGAACCACACUGGUGCAAAGAUUGUACCUUACACAGGAACCUCAUGUCACCUCAUUGGUACAGUCUUGCAGCCAAAUUCUGGGAAAGGACCAGCAGCCAUCAGCACUUGCAAUGGAAUGACUGGAUAUUUCCGUCUGCCCCAGGGGGACUACUUCAUUGAGCCUGUCAAAAAGCAUCCACUGGAAGAGGGAAUACCAUACCCACACAUAAUCUACAGGGCAAAUAUCCUUCAAAAUGCUUUAAGGCAACGGCGUGAGACCACAACAGACAAGGAACAAGCUUGUGGAUUGAAUGAUACUUUCGAACAACAAGAGCAUCGGAGGGAGAAGUGGGAAGGAAAUCACAGGGCAGCCAAAACAAUUUCUCGGCGUUCUGUCAGCAAGGAACGAUGGGUGGAGACGUUGGUUGUUGCAGACAGUAAGAUGAUUGAAUAUCAUGGAAGUGACAAUGUGGAAUCCUACAUCCACACUAUAAUAAAUAUGGUCACAGGAUUGUUCCAUGAUCCAAGCAUUGGCAAUGCAAUCCACAUUGUGCUCGUCCGCCUUAUUCUCCUUGAAGAGGAAGAGCGAGGCUUGAAAAUAAUUCAUCAUGCAGACAAGACAUUAGCCAGCUUCUGCAAAUGGCAGAAAAGCAUCAAUCCCAAAAAUGAUGUCAACCCAAUACAUCAUGAUGUAGCUGUACUUCUAACUAGAAAGGAUAUCUGUGCUGGCAUGAAUCGUCCUUGUGAAACCUUAGGUUUGUCUCAUCUGUCUGGUAUGUGCCAACCUCACCGGAGCUGUAAUAUUAAUGAAGAUUCUGGGCUGCCUUUGGCAUUCACUGUUGCACAUGAGCUUGGACACAGUUUUGGUAUCCAGCAUGAUGGAAAAGAGAAUGACUGUGAACCCAUUGGAAGACAUCCAUACAUUAUGUCCCGGCAGCUACGGUAUGAUCCUUCUCCACUCACCUGGUCCGCGUGCAGCAAGGAAUACAUCACACGUUUCCUAGACCGAGGAUGGGGAUUCUGUCUAGAUGAUAUCCCAAAAAAGAAAGAUUUAAAGUCACCACUCAUUGCCGCAGGAGUUAUCUAUGAUGUACAUCACCAGUGCCAGCUGCAGUAUGGCCCCACUGCUACUUUCUGUGAAGAGGUGGAUAAUAUUUGCCAGACACUCUGGUGCUCAGUGAAUGGUUCCUGCCACUCAAAACUGGAUGCUGCCGCAGAUGGAACUAGAUGUGGAGAAAAGAAGUGGUGCUUCAACGCAGAGUGCAUUACAGUGGGAGAGAAUCCAGAAAUGAUAAACGGUGGAUGGGGCACAUGGUCCUCCUGGUCCCAUUGCACACGGACAUGUGGGGCAGGAGUUCAAAGCGCAGAAAGACACUGCAAUAACCCGGAGCCACAGUUUGGAGGAAAGUAUUGCACCGGAGAAAGGAAACGCUACCGCAUGUGUAACAUUCUCUCAUGUCAACGAGACACACCAACCUUUCGUCAGAUGCAAUGCAGUGAAUUUGACACAGUUCCCUACAAGAAUGAAUUCUACCAGUGGAUUCCAGUUUAUAACACAGCUCAUCCAUGUGAGCUCCACUGCCGCCCUGUAGAUGGCCAAUUUUCAGAGAAAAUGCUGGAUGCAGUUAGUGAUGGUACUCCUUGCUAUGAAGGCAGAAACAGACGAGAUAUCUGUAUUAAUGGCAUGUGUAAGACUGUUGGCUGUGAUUAUGAGAUAAAUUCCAAUGCAACUGAAGAUCGAUGCGGAGUUUGCCUUGGAGAUGGAUCUGCUUGUCAGACGGUGAAGAUGAUGUUCAAUCAAAGUGAAGGAUUAGGCUAUGUUGACAUUGGACUGAUUCCAAAAGGAGCAAGGGGCAUAAGAGUAGUAGAAGUGGCAGAAGCAGGAAAUUUCCUUGCAGUGCGGAGUGAAGACCCAAAAAAGUAUUACCUAAAUGGGGGAUUUAUUAUUCAGUGGAAUGGAGAAUACAAAGUGGCAGGAACAACAUUUCAAUAUGAGAGAAAUGGAGAUCUCGAAAAUCUGACAGCGUCUGGACCCACCAAUGAGUCAGUGUGGAUACAGCUACUCUUUCAGGAAAGUAACCCCGGAAUAAAGUAUGAAUACACGAUACGUAAAGAAGGAAACCUUGAGAAUGAAGUAGUGGACCCAGAAUAUUUUUGGCAAUAUGGAGGCUGGACGGAUUGCAGUGUAACAUGUGGAAGAGGUGUUCAGCGACAGACAGCCCAGUGUGUGAAAAGGGGCGGAGGUGUGAUCAAAAACUCCUUCUGUGACCCAGAAAUGCAGCCAAAUGGACGACAAAAGAAAUGCAAUGAAAAGGAUUGUCCACCCAGGUGGUGGGCAGGAGAAUGGCAGAAGUGUUCAACCACCUGUGGCCCAACAGGAGAGAAGAAACGAACUGUCCUUUGCAUCCAAACAGUGGGAUCUGAUGAGCAGGCAUUGGCUGCUAAAGACUGCCAGCAUCUGCUUAAACCAAAGACCCACCUUUCAUGCAACAGAGAUGUUCUAUGCCCAUCUGACUGGACAGUGAGCAACUGGACUGAGUGCACAGUUACGUGUGGUGGUGGGGUACGGACUCGUAAAAUCAGUUGUGCUAAAAACAAUGAUGAACCAUGUGAUAUGUUCAAGAGACCAAAUUCGAAGGCUCUGUGUGGCCUCCAGCAGUGUCCUUCCACCAGACGACUAUUGAUACCCCCACUGAAACCCAAGAGAGGAAAGAUCAUAAUCAGGAAGACAGCAAGUAAUCCCAAAAGAGGCCCAUCAGGCAGAAUACCCAUCCCUAAACUAGGCCAAGGAUACCGGACAACGACAAAAAUACCCGAGUCCCAAAGCACAACUGCUUUGAGCUCUACUUCCUCCAGUCCUGUCCACUCUUCCAAAAAGGACAACAUGGAAAAAAGAACAUUACAAAAUAAUUCUACCAGAUCAAAUAAUGAUUAUAAUUAUCCCUUUGUGUUUAAUGGAAACAGGUCACACCAAGAUAGUACUGUAAGUAAUAGUUCAAGUAUUGAAAAUAUAAGAAAUGUCCAAAAUGUCUCUAACAUAGAUCCGGACUCUGCUUCAGAAAGGGGCCUUGUUCAGACAGAAGGGGCUAGUCGCGUCACCUCAUUAACCAGAAGUCCAGAAGUAACUCCAGGCUAUGAUUAUUUAACUGAAGAGUCUGACAAUACUGAUUGGUCCAUAGAAGGCAAUGAAAAACCUAUUGAAAUCUCUCACAAAGCCAAAAGCAGCCCUGCAAUCAAAACCAAGAGCAAAACUCCAAACGUCAGGUCUCAUGUCAUUACGACUCCCAAAAUCUCACCGACAUUUUAUCAACAUGAACCUUCUACACAGUCUACUAGUAGCACAGCAGCAGAAAGAUUGUCAUCUUCAGCAGCAGUGAACCUAAAAAGUAUCAGUGUGCAAAUAGAUACACCUGUCCUAGAAAAGGUCACCACAGAAGGACCUGUUACAAUAAAGCCAGCAAUGUUAGAUAAUGUAUCAAGAGCCCAGUUUGAAAAUGGAACAGAAAUGGAACCCUCUGACAAGAUAGAUUAUACCCAAAGCACAAAAUCUCCAAGUCUUGAAGAGUCUCCAAAGAACCACAGUACAGUUUCUGAGGGAAAAUUACCUAAUGCCACAGAACAGGACUAUGCAAGAAUCUCCAAUAUUUUGCAUGGUGAUGUGUACUGGAUAGUGGGGAACUGGAGUGAGUGUUCUACUACCUGUGGUGUGGGUGCUUUUUGGAGACAUGUGGAAUGUAACAGUAAGAAUGAAUCUGACUGUCAGCACAUUCAAAAACCUGAUCGUGCAAGAAGAUGUCAUCUCCGUCCAUGUGCUAACUGGAAAACAGGAUCCUGGAGCAAGUGCUCUACAAACUGUGGUGGUGGUUUCAAGACCCGUGAUGUUCACUGUACUGAUGUUCGUGAUAAGCGAGUUCUACGGCCUUUUCACUGCCAAUUAUUAGAACAUAAACCACGACCGAGCAUUAGCUGUAAUACAGAGCCCUGCUUGGAAUGGCGUGUGGAGCCUUGGAAUGAGUGUUCGAAAACAUGUGGUGGUGGUCUGCAAGAAAGACACGUCUACUGUCCAGAAGAGGACUAUUGUGACUGGACGAAAAAGCCUAACUCCACGGCACGCUGCAAUGGGCAGCCUUGUACUCGGUGGAUAAAUGGGACGUGGAGUUCGUGCACUGCUUCCUGUGGCAGGGGCAUUCAGCAAAGAACAGUAAAGUGCAUCAAUACAGAAGAUAAUGAAGCUGAAGAUCAAACUAUGUGUGAGCACGAGCUCAAGCCUCCAGAAUCUCAGAAAUGCAAUAUGCAAGAGUGCAGGAAAAGUGCAGGCCUGCUGUGCCACAAGGACAAGCUGUCCAUUAAUUUCUGCCAGAGACUGAAGCGGAUUGGCAAAUGUUUGGUGCCAUCAAUACAGACUCAGUGCUGCUUCACAUGUAACAGGCCCCGAAUUCCUAACAAAACAAGAUCUGGAAAUCAACAGCGCUUCAAAGAACAAAAUUACACCAAACCCAGAAGAAAAUUGCCUCCAAUCAAAAAAAGCAACAGCCAACCUCCUGCUGGGCACUAGGUGUUUUUCAACCUGAUUAAUUUAAUCAGGGGUUCCAUUUACAGGGUUUUUUUUCUUUUAUAUUGAGCCAUUCUAUAUAGAUGGAAACCUAAAUAACUGAUUAAUAUUGGGAAAAUACAUCCUUUAGGGCAACCAGUCCCAAUAUGCUUCUCCAGCCUUCUCUUAAGACAGCCACAAAUUUGUCACUGUGAUUUGCAAUGUACACCUGUUCCUGGUACUUCUUAUGCAUGGAAUACAGGUUAAGGACAUGCAUACAGGAUUCAUUUGGUCUUUAAAUGAAUUUUGUGCUGUUUGUUUUCUCCAUUUACAGUGGAAGAACAAACUGGGGUUCCCCCAAAACAGUAUUAAAAUAACAACUGACUCUUGUACAUAGCUCCAUUUAAUCCCAGAUUCCAAAGGGUGAAGUUAUUCUGUCCUGUCUAUUGUAAUUACUGGGGCUUCUCUGCACACGACCUCCUGGGAUGCCAGUACUAUGCCGGGUAUACUGCAACUUGGAGGCAAGCACUGUAGGCGUUUCAGCAGCUAGGCCUUAUUGGUGCUAGCCGUAGUGGGCCAAGGAAAAGGGCUGGAAGGAAAGGGAAAGGUUGCAAAUACCCGAGGUAUGGAAGCGUAACCAGUUAUAGUUCAAAGUGAGCAAUUGUGGUUCUUGUUUGGGUCCCUGGGCAGCCCAGUGGACAGUCAGGGCUCUUCAGGUCUAGUGCCUGAGGUGCUGUCUCCAGUCCAAUCUCUAUUCUAGUAAUAGGCACUUAGAGAUUUCCAGGCCAGGAUGAGUUAGUGUUCCACAUUGAGGCCCCUUUGCUCUGGCUCCCUGCCCAGCCACUGUUGUUCCCCUAUAAGUCCCAUACAGACCUGCAUUCAGCUGUAUCAUCUGGCAUUCACAGCCUGUUCUGCAUAUGGUUCCUGGGGAUUUUGCUCUGAAAUCAGCUUCUCUGCAGCAGCUUGCUUGCCAUGCAGCCACCAUUUCCAAACAGAGUCCGACCACUUCCUGGUUCAGGAACUUUUCUCUUACCUGGCCAGGAGGGAAUGGGGAGAGAGCUAAUGGGAGUUGUAGUCUCCUCCUUAGCAGAUCCAUCACAUUAUAACACAGAGCUCUACUGCAUGUUUUGAGCCAGCUUCUUCUGUAUAUUAGUCACUUGGCACUGCCAGAGUGACUGUAAAGCUGACACCCCAGAGAGACAGCUGAAGAUCCCCACCAUGGGCCCUUAGGUUUUCUACAAACUUGGGUUUUAAAAAAAAAAUCUGUUUGAGUGUCUCUAAAAACUGCUAGUUAUUGCUGUCCCUUUAAAAGGCUAUUAACCUAAAAUAACUAGUGGAGUUUGUCAUAGCUAGCUAUGAACUUGCAUUCGACAACUCAGUUUAGUCAGCAUGUUUUAUUAAACACUUGACUGACUCUCUAAAGGAGACCUCCUAAAUACACAGCUCUGAGCAUGGUUCUGUUGGUGCAAAUAUCUUGGAAUGGCCUAAAGAAGAAAUGUUUAGGAUUAAAUUAUAUCAUAUAUUUUAUGCUGUCAUGAUGCAGUAUUCAACCUUUUUCAAAACCAAGCUUUCAGCACCCACUGGACCCAGUUAAACAGUUUAUUUUACAGUGAUAGUCUAAAGCAAACAAUCAAAUAUCUGCUAAGGAAACCUAGUCAAUAGUGGAGCAUUUCCCAUGGAUGGUAUCAGAUAAUAGGCUUGAUCCUACUGCCACUGAGGACAAUUGCGUGACUACCCUCAAUGGGAGCUGGAUUGGCCUUUAAAACAGGCCAGGAUUUGAGCGGAGCAUUUUAAAGGGGCUGAAAGGAGCUUGGUGCUCAAGUUCCACUGAAAUUCAGUGGAAGUUGGAUGCAGAGGCCACUCAAGACAAACUGCCACGUUAGGCAAAACUUCAGUGUUCUGCCCCCUCCUCAUCGGCCUAGAGUGGCAGAUUUGGCUCAGCUGCCCCUCCAUCAUGACAGAGGGCGGCUGGGCCAAAUUUGAGUAGCAUUGCAACCUGGCACGUGAGGGCGCAACCCCACUCAAAUUUGGCCCAAAUUUGGCCCAGCUGCCCAUGACGGAGGGGGCGCUGGGGCAAGUAUGGGCCUUAGGCAGUGCCUAGUUCACCUAUAACUAGAGCGGCCUUUGGUUGGGUGCUUCACUCAACCCGCCACUUUGUGCCAGCUUUGUCCUUGAUACCUCCCUAUACUUUCCUAGCCCUUCUUUAGAAUACUACGUUCCAAGUGUGGGUGGGCCAUGGAAGCCUGCCCUGCCUGGACGUAGUGCAGGGGUUCUCAAACUUCAUUGCACCGCAACCCCCUUCUGACCACAAACAUUACUAGACGACCCAGUGCCCCAAGUGGGGUGGGAGGGCCAAAGGGCUUCAGCCCCAGUUGGGGGACGGGGACCUGUAACCUGAGCCCCGCCAUACGGUGGGACUCCUGCUUCAGCCCCGGGCGACGGGGCUCUGGCCCCGGGCCGCAGCAAUCUAACACCAGCCCUGGCGACCCCAUUAAAAUGAGGUUGCACCACUUUGGGGUCCCGACCCAUAGUUUGAGAACCGCUGACUGAGUACAAAGUACUCAUGCCCCUUUGCUUUGACAAGUUUUCUAUUUCCUAAUGCCAAAGCUGACUUCAGCUUUGGAAAGUGGU
This is a messenger RNA of Mauremys mutica (yellowpond turtle), 7603 nucleotides long. RefSeq names its product ADAM metallopeptidase with thrombospondin type 1 motif 12 (gene ADAMTS12). Lineage: Eukaryota; Metazoa; Chordata; Testudines; Geoemydidae. The transcript is spliced from 25 exons. The coding region runs from base 92 to 4996 and encodes 1634 amino acids. Gene Ontology annotation, molecular function: metalloendopeptidase activity. Gene Ontology annotation, cellular component: extracellular matrix. The record is from RefSeq and is a predicted model, not a curated record. Gene Ontology annotation, biological process: proteolysis; extracellular matrix organization.